UUCUUGCGGAAAGGCCGAAGCCGUUCAACUUGUACAUUUUACCUUGGUACAUUUGUACAUUGAGGCAGCAUAGAGAGCAAGGCUCUCGCUGCCCUGUCCAUGGUUGCAGGUCUAGUCCUUCGUACAAGGUGCGAAUGCUGAGCCAGGGGGCGAGGCGGCCAUCUGCUGCUAACAGGCCAUGUCGGCUACCAAGGUACAGCUGAGAUGGUGACAAAGAAAUUGAUUUUUCUUGGAUGCUGCCCCAAAAUACAGCGAAGUCCACCACAAAAGAUGAUCAGCUGGCGAAACACCUACCAUUACGGGGUGAUCAAUGUUCUGGUGAUUGUUAAAGUGCUCAAUUCUCUCAUGUCUGAGAGUGUGGCACACCGAGGGGCCACCCACUGCCUGCCAAUAAUGAGGGAGCUUCUAUGGUGAUGAGGGCAAUGACACCAACCCGAAAUGCUGCAAUCCUACAUUCCCAUCCUUCGACUGCUCAUGAAUCAUCUUACUAUCCUGCAGUGUCCGGAUGCCUGUGUCCCAAGCGAGGAGGCAACAGACAUCCUUCUCCCGCCGUUACUGGCCGUUCGCCAACAGCACUCGACCGCCAUCUACGCAUAAACAUCGACCAUCGACAUAAGCCUGACCGUCACCCUGAUCAGCAUUCAAUCAGCAUGACUGCUACAAGAGACUUACCCCUGCUUCACUGCUCAGGUAAAUGAUGGCUCCCGCAAUGUCUUCCAUCUUUCCUAUCCGCGCCGCUGGCAUGGCUUUGAACAGUUCGGCAAACUGAUUGUUGCCCUCCUCGACCGGGUUCAUCUUACUCGGCACGACUGUGCAGUAUGUCAGCACCUGUCAUGUCUCAUCGUGCCAGCAGGGUUUACGUACAGCCUGGGUUGAUCGCGUUGACCCGGACAUACCCUAGAACACCAAAAUGUCAGUCCCCUUGGCUUCACGGAGAUGACAUGCAGGCCACAAGCACACUCACAUUUGGCAAAUUUGCUUGCCAACAGCGGCACCAGAUGAUCAAUAGCCGCCUUGCUGGCAGCAUAGCUUGUCAGAUCAAUGUUGGUACAGUUGUGCAUACUUGCGCAGCUGCUGGUAAUGAUAAUGACUCCCCGUCCCUCAUCUCUCCCACGUCGUCCAUUGCCCAGGUCAAGCUCACUCGCGGCCACGAGCAGCUUCAGCAAAGCCACCGACAAGAAAUAAUGCGCCGUGACAUUGACCCGGAACGUGUCGUCCCAGUCGGAAUGCUCUGAAGACCACAUGGACGCCUGCAGUUCCUCGAGUGACGCAGACUUGACAUUGCACAUCUGGAGCGGAUCUCGUCGAACGCCAGCAUUGGAGCAGAAGAUGUCGAGGUGAGUUUCAUGUUUCUCCAGCUCCGCUGUGACGGCUGCGAUGCCUUCUUUGGAUGAUAGGUCGCUUGAAAAUCUGUGAACGGGAUGGUCAGACCAGCAGAAUCCUUAUAUAACGGCUUGCGGCCAUGUACCCUACAGCAGUACCCCCGGCUGGUUUGCCCAGUUCGUUGAGCUCGGCCACUGCGCCUUGAAUGUCGUCGGUGGACAAGGCGGUCACAUAUACCUUUGCACCGUUGGCGACGAGGCCCUGUGGCGUUGUUAAUCAUUGUUGUUGCCCAGCACAUAUGCUAUAUACUCGCCUUAGCAAUCAUCAAACCAAUGCCACUACAUCCACCCGUGACCAAGGCCACCCUCCCACUGACGCCGAAAAGAUUGGCCACAGAGAGAGAAGACAUGGCUUUGGUUUUCUUUCUUUCCGCAGAUUUCGUUGUCACACUACGCAGAGCAAAACAAAAAAAGUCCCCAUGUCUGUCUACCGGUUACAAGAGAGAACUGGGUCUGAUCUACUGCUGACCGCCGUUGCGCUGUACUGCCGUGUUGGAUCUGCCGUGUGGCUUGUGGUCGCCGGCGUCUCGCGCUUCUCCGACCCGCUGGUCCAGUGGGUCGCACAUGUCCGUCCCAUGUGCGGACGAUGCUGUGUUUGAUAUUGGCAACACGGCGGAGAUAUCAACUCGAGGGAACAGUAUAAGAGAGUACUUGAUGCCUCAAGAUGCAAGACAUUUGCUCCUGUCUGGGAGAAUCCAGUCUUAAGACCUCAUCUAACACAGACAACCCCGUCAGGCAUCACACAUCAAGGCAUCUAACAUGGCUCUCUCAGUGGCUGGCCUCCUUCAGGCCGUCAACCACGACUACGCUCUCUGGAUCAUCGGAGCCAUUGUCCUCUCCUAUGGGCUCUACUGGUGGUCAACAUCCACGGACAUACCCAAGAUCAAGGGCAUCCCCGAGAUCCCCGGAGCAGUGCCAGUGUUUGGACACUUGCUGAAACUAGGCGAAGACCACGCCAGCGUGUGCGAGCACUGGUGGCGCAAAUACAAGCAAUCGGUGUUCCAGAUCCGACUGGGCAACACCCGGGCAGUGGUAGUCAACUCUUUCGACGACGCCAAGCAGAUGCUAGUCGGACACCAAAACGCAGUGAUCGACCGACCGACACUAUACACAUUCCAUGGGGUGAUCUCAUCAACGCAAGGGUUUACGAUCGGCUCAAGCCCAUGGGACACGUCAUGCAAGAACAAACGCAAGGCCGCCGGCCAAGCACUAGGCCGACCCGCGAUGCGCGGGUACUUUGACAUGUUCGACCUGGAAUCGUACUGCAUAGUACGGGACCUGUUCCGCGACAGCAAGAACGGCGAGCUGGAAAUCGGCGUACGGCCCUAUAUCCAACGGUACGCGCUGAACACGACACUAACACUCUGCUACGGGAUCCGCAUGGACGACGUGUACGACGACAUGCUGCGGGAGAUCUUGCACGUGGGCUCAGCCAUCUCUCUGCUCCGGUCCGCAUCAGAGAACUACCAGGACUAUGUGCCCGUGCUACGAUAUUUCCCCAACAACGAGAAGAACCGACGGUCCAAAGAACUCCGGGACCGACGCGACGCAUAUUUGAAUUUCCUGCUAAACAAAGUGCGCGACAUGAUCGCCAAAGGCACCGAUAAACCAUGCAUCAGCGCAGCAAUCCUAAAGGACGAGGAAACCAAACUGACGGGCGUCGAGGUGUCGUCGAUCUGUCUGUCCUUGGUGUCAGGGGGCUUCGAGACCAUUCCAGGCACAUUGACCUCGUGCAUCGGCUCCCUGAGCACCAAGGAAGGACAAGUCUUCCAAGAGCGGGCUUAUCAGGACAUCUGUCGGUACUACCCGGACCUCAAAGCCGUGUGGGCCAACAGCUUCCAGGAGGAAAAAGUGCCCUACGUCAACGCCAUCAUCAAAGAAGCUGCGCGCUACUACACCGUCAGCGCCAUGUCGCUGCCGCGCAAGACCGUGACAGACAUCCAAUGGCGCGGCGCCACCAUCCCGGCCAAAACGAUGAUUUUGAUCAACGCCCAAGCCGCCAACCACGACGUCGACCAUUUCGGUCCCGACGCCGCCACGUUCAAUCCCGAACGCUGGCUCAAUGACGACUUUGUCAUGAACCCGGAUGGACCUUUACCGCAGGAGAAACCCGCCCAAGGAAUCCAGCAUUUCUCCUUUGGAGCCGGCUCACGCGCCUGUUCGGGCCAAUUCAUCGCCUCGCGUCUGUUAUAUACCGCUUUGAUCCGCUUGUUGGCAUGCUACAAGAUCGUCGCUAGUGAGGACGAGCCCCCGAAUACAGAUUACGUCGAUUACAACCAGUUCAAGACUGCGUUGGUGGCGAUCCCCAGGGACUUUAAGGUCAAGUUGAUCCCGAGACAUCCGGAGAGUGUGAUCCAGGAUGUCAUGGCUGAUGCGAAGGAGCGGACGAAGGAUUAUUAUGUAGAAUGAGAAUGACGAUCGGAGAUUGAAUAGGGCCGUACUAUUAGUUUUGAAUAUCAUGAUUGCAGCAAGAAAAAAAUGACAGAAGUGUAUUUCCUGCA
Exophiala dermatitidis NIH/UT8656 is the source of this 3883-nucleotide messenger RNA. RefSeq names its product phenylacetate 2-hydroxylase. The record is from RefSeq and is a predicted model, not a curated record. The transcript has 2 exons. The coding region runs from base 2142 to 3791 and encodes 549 amino acids. Gene Ontology annotation, molecular function: oxidoreductase activity, acting on paired donors, with incorporation or reduction of molecular oxygen; heme binding; iron ion binding. Lineage: Eukaryota; Fungi; Ascomycota; Eurotiomycetes; Chaetothyriales; Herpotrichiellaceae.